GGUCUCGGCUUACUGGAACACAGGUGGCUCUAUUCGCCACCAUGAUCAAAUUGCCUAUUCCCUUUUGAACGUGGAAGCUAUUCUUGACCCUUGUGCCCUUUGGGCCAUUUAGGUCCCGUUUUCAUUUAUCGAUCUUUGACAUCGUCCACACACCGUUUCAACCCUCCUAUCACUUCCUUGUUGCCAUGGGCAGUAUCCCAGUCUACCGGCAGAACUCAACCACUCUCGACUGGGAAGUCGUCUCGUCGUACGACAGCGAUGACUGCGAGAACCGUAGUGACGGCAUACCAGUGGUUCCAGAUGGUGGAGCCCUGAGGCUCUAUGACGGAAGUCACCAGUACCAGCGUCACGGCCACGUUGCGCACAGUUACAGAGACCAUCCUGUAGAUCCACGAUUCGCACAAGGCGAACAACCAGUGGAAGGCCCAAGCUUCGUUGUUUCCCGUCUCUCCCCGUAUCCACCCCCAGGCACGAUUGUGCCAACAACUAUCGUGACUGUCCCUUCCGUGGACACAUACAACAAAAUGCAGGAAAGCAUGCACCGUGGGCGACGCAGCCCGCAUCCUGGUCCUGUGAUGCCGGAGCUACACUCUCCCCUGCCGACUCCGCCGCCACCUCCGUAUAUCCAUACACCCCGCCCUUCGCGGAUGUCGACACCCGUACCUGUACCGACGCCCAUUCUACACCCUCCCCACGCUGAGCGAUACCGUGAGGGUACACCUGUUCCCCCAAUGCGUUAUUGCGAGUACUCGCCUAUCCCCGACGGGACCGGAUAUCCCUCGCGGACCAGUCCCGUGCAUGAAGUAGCCGACCAUCAUCAUCACUAUAGCGAGCCGCGAUCGCACUACCCAAGUGAGGAUCGUGCCUUGUACCACAAUGCGCAGCACGGUUCACGGUACUCGUCGUCGUCGUCCUACCAGCGACGAUCGCGGUCUGGUGAUCGGGCCUCGAGCAGCAGCAGCAGGUGCACAUCUAGAUCUCCAGCAAGGGUUCCGCCUCAUGCUCAGGUCGGAAACCACAACAUGCUGGCUGUACCGAUUCAGACUGCGUACGGAUGGUAGGGGAUGCCGAUGCGGUACAUAGUAUAGGAAGCC
This is a messenger RNA of Pisolithus orientalis, 1094 nucleotides long. RefSeq lists its product as uncharacterized. The transcript has 2 exons. NCBI's taxonomy places the organism in Eukaryota, Fungi, Basidiomycota, Agaricomycetes, Boletales, Pisolithaceae. The coding region runs from base 186 to 1061 and encodes 291 amino acids. The record is from RefSeq and is a predicted model, not a curated record.